Molecule: messenger RNA, 3349 nt
Organism: Drosophila rhopaloa
Lineage: Eukaryota; Metazoa; Arthropoda; Insecta; Diptera; Drosophilidae
Product: gastrula zinc finger protein XlCGF8.2DB
Exons: 7
Coding region: 540-2039 (499 amino acids)
Biological process (GO): regulation of transcription by RNA polymerase II
Molecular function (GO): RNA polymerase II cis-regulatory region sequence-specific DNA binding; DNA-binding transcription factor activity
Source: RefSeq, a predicted model, not a curated record
UUUUAGAUGUCCCCCUUGCACACACAGACUGCGCAACAAUAACAUCGGGCCCCAAAAAAAAGACGAAAACUUCGUCGUGAAUUGUAAAAUACAAAAAAAAACGCACUCAAACGCGCUGGUUUGUUUUUUUUCACGUGUAACUCACCGAAAAACAAAAAAAAAAAAACAAAAACGCAAAGGAAUUAAACAGCAACACCAACACCGCGUACAUAUGUAUAUGUACGUGCAAGUGCAAGGCAAACAUAAACAACGUGUGUGAUCACUGAAAAGGCAACACAAAAGUUAGUUAAUAAAAACCAGGCACCCGUUGCAUUGUUCAAAAUAAUCCAAGAUUUAAACGAGCAACAAAUAAAUAGCAACAAAAAGAAAAAAAGAAGGAGCUGAAUGCAAACCGGUAAAAAUAGCGGUAAAUUUCGGGGGAGAAGGACAACAACAACAACAAUUGCAGUGGGGGCAAGCAACAACAACAACGAGGGACUUCCAGUGCAUCUUCCCUUUCCUUCUCAUCCUUCCCGAAUUCUUCCCGAUUUACGGUUAUAAUGGACACCAUCUGUAGAUUGUGCUUCCAAACGGCAACGUUAUUCCAGGUGCCUGGCUACAGCAUACCCACGUGCGUCCGCUGCUCGGAGCAGUUGACAAAUAAUUCCAACUUCCAUCAGUCGGCAGCAGCGGCGGCCGCAGUCGCAGCCUCAGCCUCUGCCGCAGUCGCCGCCUCGGCUGCAGCGGCGGCCACCUCCUCCUCGACUGCCUCCUCCAGCGAUAGUGAUGCCGUCGCGCUGCAGCAUCAGAAUCCGCAACAGCAGCACUCACAGCAAGCGCAGCAGCAGCAACAAAUGCAAUCAUCCAGUUCUUCCGAGAACCUCCAGUCGCAGGACGAUUCCGAAGACGUGGAUCUGAUAUUCAACGAGGAGGGCUCCUGCCCGCUAUGCAACAAAACUUUCUCGCGCAAAUCCUCGCUCAUGACGCACAUACGAAAUCACUCGGCGGAGCGUAAGUUUGUGUGCACCUACUGCCACAAAGGCUUCACGCAGGCGGCUAACUUGCGGAACCACGAGCGCAUCCACACGAACGAUCGGCCAUAUCAGUGCGUGGAUUGUGGCAAGACCUUCACGCAGAUUACCAACCUGAACAAUCACCGCAGAUUACACACCGGCGAACGGCCCUUCGUCUGCAAUGAACCCGAGUGUGGUCGCAGUUUCGCCCAGGUGACGAACCUGAACAACCACAUGAAGUCGCACCACAAGGUGCAGCAGUACUGCUGCAACGUGUGCAACAAGAAGUUUACGCAGGUGACCUCACUCAACCAGCACCUGCAGGCACACGCCGGGGUCACUGGCUACUACUGUCCCCGCUGUCCGGAGAAGAACUUCAAGCUGCAGUCGCAGCUGCACACGCACAUGAAGACCCACGGACUGGCCUUUCCGUACGAGUGCGACAAGUGCGACGAGAAGUUCCUGCAGCAGGCGCACCUCGACCAGCACCUCAAGAUGCACGACGAGUUCAAGUUCAAGUGCGACAUUUGCCCGAGCAGCUUCAACCAGGAGUCGCUGCUGAAAAAGCACGUGCAGCGUCACGUCGAGGGACGCUACCUUUCCUGUCCGGUGGCCAACUGCGCCGAGUCCUUUGCGGUGCGCCAGCAUCUGUCCAAGCACCUGCUCACCAACCACGCCCACCACGAGCUGCCGCCCCCGAAGCGCUCCAAGAAGACGGUCUCGCUGCAGACGCCACAACAGCCGCUGGCGAUGAUCGGCCAGCCGUUGUCCUUGCAGCACACGACGGGGCAGCGGGGACGUCCGCCGAAGAACAAGAACAAGGCGACUACGCUGGCCGCCACGGCCAUCAAGAUCGAGAUCAACGAACCACUCCACAGCCAGCAUAUCAGCAGCGUAAGUGGCCUGUCCAUCCAGCAGCAGAUCAACCAGCACAUGCAGCAGCAGGCGGCGCAACAACAGGCGCAACAGCAGCAGGCGCAGCAGCAGCAACUCCUGCACCUGCCGAUGGGUCAGGCGGUUAAAGCACGCUUCAUACCCACUAAGUAGGAUAGUUAAGGAUGGAAAGGUCUCUCUAAGCUUAAGCCCGGAUCGAUCAGCAGCUAAACUCCAUGAUUAGCCUAGCCAUAGCCAAAGUAGCAUCACAUCCAGCCCCCACACACUAUAUACCCUCGCAAGAUAUGAUAAAGCGGAUGGUUCUGAAAUCUCUAAAGAUCUCGAAAUAGUUUUGGGUGCCUUAAAUGCAAUAAAACAUAUAAUAAUAUAUGUAUUAGGCUUUCCUAACCAUAAUGUUUAUUGAACUCUUUGAUGAUUGUCGAAAUUUCAAACUCUUGCCAGUUUCUUUUUUUAAAAAGGAAAUUAAUUAGAUCUUUAAACUUAAAACAUGGUUAAAAAUUGUUUUCGGCGGACUAAAAAGAAAAAAAGGUUAGGAUUUCAAUACUAUUGUUUUUAUUAGAUUUUUUAUUGAUUUUCAUAAACCUAUAUUUUUUAGGGAUAUUAUAAUGUUUGUUGUUGACACAGGAAGAACGUAUGCUAUGAUUUUCACAAGUGUACUAUUAAAAUCCCUGUACAUCCAUAACUGUAUUAUCCUUUAAACUGCGGUUAAUUUAAAUGAAAUAUUUUAUACACUUCAAAGGAUAUAAAAUAUGUUACUCUCUAAAAAGAAGGGUUCAGUCAUAAAUCUGUAUUUUAAUACACUUCAAAAUAAGACGAGAUUUAAAGAACAACAUUUUGAGUAUUAGAAAUGAUAGAAAAAGGAAGUUUUAAUCAGGUGUUUUAAUACACCAUCAUUUGACAUACAUUUUGGCACAACAAAUUAAUUUUGAAAUCGUCAUAGAGAUUUGCAGAACAUCCCGAAUUAAGAGUCGGCGGCAAGCUGCUGGUUCAGUUUGGUGUCUGUCUCCAUUUGUUUCAUUUUUUCAAUUUUCCAACCAAAGCAAUAGACAAACCAAAUGUCCCUAAAAUACAUUUAAAAAACUAUAAAGCUAUGUAUAACAUCUUAAAACGAAGAGCAGCACCAGAUGGACAGACAAAAAAACAACUGACUUUAAUGUAUGCACAUAAACACACAUAUAUAUAUAUAAAUAUAUAUUAUAUAUACAUGAGAUCAGGUUGAGAAAUCUGAAACUUAAAUCGAAUUAAAAUUUUAAUGUAAUGGUAAGGCACAGCGAAACAGAAAUUAAAAUUUUGAAAAAAUCAGAAAGCAAAUACAAAUCACCUACGAUUAAAAGUAAUUAUGCUUAGAGAAGAGCAACAAAAACAAGAAGUAACGAAAAUGCGAUUAAAUUUGGUAUGUAUUUAUGUUAAGCAUUAGUUUAAGUGUUUUUAUUUUUUUUUUAAUAAAUCAUUACAAAAAAUAA